Molecule: messenger RNA, 1155 nt
Organism: Saccharomyces eubayanus
Lineage: Eukaryota; Fungi; Ascomycota; Saccharomycetes; Saccharomycetales; Saccharomycetaceae
Gene: KRE28
Product: Kre28p
Exons: 1
Coding region: 1-1155 (384 amino acids)
Cellular component (GO): chromosome, centromeric region
Source: RefSeq, a predicted model, not a curated record
AUGGAGAGUGUGAGCACAAAGGAUUACGAAGAUGUUCUAAGAGAUAUUGAAGAUACUGUUGCUCUCAACAGCGAAGAAAUUCUAAAUAAUCAAGAAUUAAGACUCAAAAAUACGCUGCACGAAAUUACGUCAAGCAUUCUAGCAAUAAGUGAAGAGAACAAGUUUGUUAAUCCUCUCAGAGACGAUGAAAGUCCAGGUUCAGAAAGAGAUGAGGCAUAUGUCAAUCCCAAAAUUCUAUCUGUAAAGAUCAAAGAAUUCAAUAAGUUGAUGGAAUUAUUAAAGCUAACCUACCUAGAACAGGAGACGUUAGAUUACUUCUUCAGAUUCACCCUGUCUUCGACGGAUCCAUUACAGUUAAACUCUGAAAGAGAUCCUCAAUUUGUGAAAUUGAAUAAAAGCGUUGAUGAUCUAAAAGACGAAAUUUCAGAUGUUCACGAAAGCAAGAUAGAACAAAUCAAAACCGAGAUUCAGGAUACAAGCCGUAAUUUUGCUCAAAAACAAGAUAAACUAAAUGAGCUUUAUUUGGAAGCCACGGGUGAUAUUGAAAAUUGUUGGAACUCACUCAACGAGUUGAAACACUUCACAAACCAAGAAGAUGAAAAUAUAUCCGGAGACAAAGAUUUCGUAUUGAAUUCAGGUGAACCUGAUGAUAUUGUAGAGGAGACCUACGUAAAUUGGCAAAAUCUGCUUUCCUUAAAAAAGCAAAAUCGAAAAUUAACAAAAGAGCUCAAGGAAUUACAUGAAGUGAAAAAUCAGAUAAUACGAAAUGAUAAACGAUUGAACAAAGUAGAUGCGGAACAGGCGACGGCCAAAGAAUUAGAGCUGUGUCAGUCUAUUAAUUCGUUGAUAAAGUUUUGGGAAAAAUAUUUUCUGUUCAAAGGAUUAAAAUCGACGACUAUUAUAAAUUUCGAAAUAUUUUCUCAAAUUGGGAAAGUUCAAUUUGAGAUAAAGGGCUUGAAUUUCAUAAUAGUCAUUUCUUUAUCUGAUUUGAAAAGGCCCAUGAUCAAAGACAUUACUAUUCUACAAAAGAUAGGUGGGAAUAUAGUUACCAAUGUUGAAGUUACCGGUAAACUUAGCGAUAAAUACCGAAAUAAUGACCAAAUAUAUAUUUUUCAGGCGAUGGAUGAUAUUAUAAGCGAACUAACAAAUGAAUAA